GUACCUAUCAUUUAUGUCAAAAUCUGUUAAUGUUAUAAUAUUGUUGUAAGUUGUAACUUGUAACAACCUCUCAGUGUAACCACUGCUCACCGAUAAAUAAAUAUAUGCAUUAAUUUAUUAUAAUACGAUAAAUAGUAAAUAUAUAAGUGAGAUUUAAGUGCCCGUUUACAAUUAUUGGGAGUUAAAAGUAAUUUUUAAUUUUAUCCGAGUUUAAAAAAUGAUGUUUAUUGGAACAUCACGAGAAAAGUUUUUUUAUCAUAAUACAUUGUUAUGUCUAGUUAAAUCACUACAAGAUAAAAAUAUAACGGUUGAUCUUCGAAAUGAUUCUUAUAUUUGUGGUCAACUUACAUCAGUGGAUGGUUACAUGAACCUCUCAAUGAGUAAAGCAGUGUUUUGUGAUUGCCAAGAAAAUGAAUAUUAUUUUGAUAAUUUAUUUGUACAAGCUCGAAAUAUUAGAUAUGUACAUAUACCAGAGACAGUGUCCAUAUUAGGAAACAUACUAAACGAAUUUAAAAAAGGAAAUGGAAAAGAUCCGAAUAAGGAAGAUAAACCUGUAAAAUCAAGAAAAGCUAAAAAGGCAUUACAACAGCAUAUGAAAAUUGUGGCAUCAUUAGAGAAUUAACUUUCUAUUUACUUUUUUUUAAUUAUUUUAAAACUUUUCUUUGUAAUAACAUUACAUUUAUGAACAACAAUAUUUAAUUAAAUAAAAAAAAAGUUUGUAA
Messenger RNA from Nymphalis io (European peacock), 722 nucleotides. Its product is annotated as U7 snRNA-associated Sm-like protein LSm10. Gene Ontology annotation, cellular component: nuclear body; cytoplasmic U snRNP body. Gene Ontology annotation, biological process: mRNA 3'-end processing by stem-loop binding and cleavage. The transcript is spliced from 4 exons. The coding region runs from base 218 to 622 and encodes 134 amino acids. The record is from RefSeq and is a predicted model, not a curated record. Gene Ontology annotation, molecular function: U7 snRNA binding; histone pre-mRNA DCP binding. NCBI's taxonomy places the organism in Eukaryota, Metazoa, Arthropoda, Insecta, Lepidoptera, Nymphalidae.